AUGAAAUCUCAUUUCAACAUUUAUUUCAUCAAGGUUCAAAUAUAUGGUUCUAAAAUAAUGGCUAUGCUACCGUGCUCUGACGCUAAUCAUGAUUUUUCUUCAUGUCCACCGCAAUAUCAACAUCAAUGGGAGAGAUAUGGUCAUGCUUCAAACACAUUAAAUUCUCCUAGCCUUGUUACUCUAUUGGAGAAGCAAGAGCACGAGACAGACCGAUUUCUCAGAAUUCAGAAUGAUAAAUUGAAAUUCAUGUUAGAAUAUCAAAGGGAGCGACAAGAGGGUGCGGUUAGACGCAUGGAAAUAUAUUGGCAACAAAUUCUGAAAAGAAAGGAUGAAGAAAUCGCGAAAGGUGCAAAGAAAAAACAAGAGUUGGAAAAUAUCUUAAGGAGUUUAGAGAAUGAGAAAAUGAAAUUGAAGAGAGUGGCUGAGGAAAAGGGAGCAAUGGCAAUGGAUCUCCAUAACAAGUUGAAAGAGGGAAAGAAGAGAAUAAGAAUGUUGGUAGCAAAUAAUGAUGCAGAAUCAUGUUGUGGUGAAAAUGAAGAAGCAAGAGCUGAAAAACGUGUGAGACAAGGAAGUAACAAUAGCAUGUGUUGUCCUAUGUGUAACACAAACUCUCCUGGUGUCUUAUUUUUGCCAUGUAGGCAUAUAUCUUCAUGUAAAGCGUGUGAAGCUUUACUCAAUACUUGUCUCAUAUGCGGAAUAGCAAAGAAGGGUGCUAUUGAAAUUCAAAGUUUAAUAUCAGAUGGAUAUUAG
Molecule: messenger RNA, 750 nt
Organism: Vicia faba (fava bean)
Lineage: Eukaryota; Viridiplantae; Streptophyta; Magnoliopsida; Fabales; Fabaceae
Source: the annotation of a GenBank genome assembly